AUGAUUGUUGUCAAUGUCAAUGACCGUCUGGGAACGAAGGCUGCGAUCCCGUGUCUUGCGUCUGACCCGAUUAAAUUGUUCAAAGCACAGGUGGCCGCGCGCAUUGGACGUGAACCGCAUGAGAUUCUACUGAAGCGCCAGGGUGAACGACCAUUCAAGGAUCAUCUUACACUAGAGGAUUAUGGGAUCAGUAAUGGCGUCCAACUGGAUCUGUGA
Molecule: messenger RNA, 216 nt
Organism: Aspergillus glaucus CBS 516.65
Lineage: Eukaryota; Fungi; Ascomycota; Eurotiomycetes; Eurotiales; Aspergillaceae
Product: ubiquitin-like protein HUB1
Exons: 2
Coding region: 1-216 (71 amino acids)
Biological process (GO): protein modification process; mRNA splicing, via spliceosome
Cellular component (GO): cytoplasm; nucleus
Molecular function (GO): protein tag activity; protein binding
Source: RefSeq, a predicted model, not a curated record